Molecule: messenger RNA, 1344 nt
Organism: Medicago truncatula (barrel medic)
Lineage: Eukaryota; Viridiplantae; Streptophyta; Magnoliopsida; Fabales; Fabaceae
Product: histone acetyltransferase GCN5
Exons: 1
Coding region: 1-1344 (447 amino acids)
Biological process (GO): positive regulation of transcription by RNA polymerase II; chromatin remodeling
Cellular component (GO): histone acetyltransferase complex
Molecular function (GO): protein binding; histone H3 acetyltransferase activity
Source: RefSeq, a predicted model, not a curated record
AUGGAACCGCAGACUGGCCCUUCGGCCUUCGCCACUUCUUCCAUCCACAAGCGCAAACACCUGUCCGAGGAUCACUCGCCUCCAUUCCACCCUUCUUGCGACUCUUCGAUGCACAACUUCACCGGUUCUGUCAACAGUUUGGCCACUACUUCCGGUUCUGUCCCCGACUUUGUGGUUAAGGACGAAGCCGCAACAAAUAUAUUCACUGAAAACUUGCAGAUAAGAGGUGGUUACAGUGCCAGGGAAGAGAGUCUUAAGAAAGAGGAAGAAUCUGGAUUACUCAAAUUUGUAUGCGUGUGCAAUGAUGGUGUUGAUGACCAUAUGGUUUCGUUGAUAGCAUUAAAGAAUAUAUUUGCCAGACAACUUCCCAAUAUGCCAAAGGAGUACAUUGUCCGACUUAUUAUGGAUAGGAACCAUAAGUCUAUAAUGGUUAUAAGGGAGCCUAAUCGCGUUGUUGGAGGCGUUACAUAUCGUCCAUAUGCAAAUCAGAGGUUCGCUGAGAUAGCCUUUUGUGCAAUUAGUGAUGAUCGACAAGUAAAAGGUUAUGGUACCAGAUUGAUGAAUCACUUGAAACAGUAUGCACGUGAUGUAGAUGGACUGACACAUUUUCUCACGUAUGCUGAUAAUAAUGCUAUUGGCUAUUUCAUCAAACAAGGUUUUACAAAAGAGAUUCACUUGGAGAAAGAUCGAUGGGAAGGUUAUAUAAAGGAUUAUGAUGGGGGAACUCUCAUGGAAUGUAAGCUUGAUCCAAAGAUUCCUUAUACUGAUUUAACAACUAUGAUCCGUCGGCAAAGACAGGCACUAUUUGAAAAGAUUAGAGAACUAUCAAACUGUCACAAUAUUGUUUAUGCUGGAAUUGAUUUUCAGAAGAGAUCAGAAGAUGGAGUUAUUCCUAAUAGAAUUGUUGAUGACAUCCCUGGUUUGAAAGAGGCUAAAUGGACUCCUGAUAUGUACGGUCACUCGCGGUUUAGAGCUUUAGAUGGUUCUACUGACCAUGCUACAAACCUAAAACAUUUAACUGAGUUUAUGCGGUCAAUUCUAAAGGAAAUGCAUGAUCACCCUGAUGCUUGGCCAUUUAAGGAGCCUGUUGAUGCACUGAGUGUUCCUGGUUAUUAUGAAAUCAUCAAGAAUCCGAUGGAUCUAAAGACAAUGAGUGAGAGGCUGGAGUCAGAACAAUAUUACGUCACAUUUGAGAUGUUUCUCGCGGAUGCCAGAAGAAUGUUUGAGAAUGCACGAACCUAUAAUCCUCCAAAAACCAUAUAUUACAAAUGUGCUACAAGACUAGAAGCACACUUUCAAAGCAAAGUGACAACACUCCUACAGUCUGGCUUCAAAAUUCAGUAG